AUGCCAAAGUUUACAGGAAUGUUGGAAUUAAUGGCUCAUUUCCGACCGCUCAAGGGCCAGCUCAAAGACACUCCAUCAAUCGCCUUUUUAUCGAAAGAUGAUCCAACUUCUCAAGAGUCAAUGCGUGUAUUAGAGGGGAACAUCGAUGAAAUUCGAUUCGUUGAUGACCACUCGACAGAAAAGAAAAUUGAUGGACUUGAAAAUACACCCAUGCAGACUGAGCAGCUUCAAGAGCUGAAGAAAUGGAUGAUCUUGAAAUUGAUUCAGAAGCCUGUCACAGUAGUCUUUAAUUCUUGA
Messenger RNA from Oikopleura dioica, 297 nucleotides. The record is from the annotation of a GenBank genome assembly. NCBI's taxonomy places the organism in Eukaryota, Metazoa, Chordata, Appendicularia, Copelata, Oikopleuridae.